AUCCGGUUAACAUGGCGGUUUCGAACAUCAUUUGCUUACGAAUGCAGCUGAUGCGAGAAAAAAUGAGAGACUUUCCCACCUGUCCGAUUGUUCCUCAUCGUCCCUGACCGUAUUAGUUGCUGCGGUACCUCUGUUGUAACGAAGGAAGUAUUUUUGUACAGUUCGGUGCAGCAAUGUGUCGAGGAGGCAAGCUGCUCUGUCUGGCAGCGACACGUAAAUCCGUCGUGUUGGGUUGUUGCCGCAGCUUGGCAGAUGGCUAUUUUAAGCGCUCGCUAACGUAGCCGCCCCGCAUCAAGAUGUUCUCCCGGCUUGCCACCGCAUUUUCCAACGCGGUGGACGCGUUAGCUCCACCGCUGCCGCUGCAUGAGGAGUUCUUGUGGCAUUGGACGGCGAUCAUGAAGUUCUACACUGACCGCAACUCGAACAGCAAGAAACCCAUAGAGCUCACAGGUUUGGCCGGACGCCUCGAAGAAAUGUCGAAGAUAUUAGACCAAGAGGAAGCCGAGCUUGGAAGCGAGAACAUGGGGCCGUGUAUGGAGUACUUCUUGCAGCACAAGAUGCUCGAACAAAUGAGCGCGUUGUCAAGAGCGGACACUCCCCCUGGAAUCAAGAAGUGCGUCCUUGUGUUCACCACGCGGCUACUGUCCAACAGCAGACAAGUGUUGCUGCCGCAGAUGGGAAUCUAUACUGCCGUCCAAAAGCUCAUCGGUCUUUGUGGCGAGGUUCUGGCUGCGCCUACGGAACGAGAAGAGGCUGGCUUUCUUAACGUCGUCUGCCAGAAAAUCCGAGCCGACCCCAGCAUCCUCACCUGCUUCUUACCAACAAUGCUUGAAGAGAGGCAUUGCACGUCCAUUCCAAAUGGAAAGCAACCAGAUGGAGGCUGUGGUGACACGUCUGCAGUGUCGUUCCCCUUACUUCGGGCCUGCCUUACCCUUAUGGAGAGUGCCGACUCUGACGUUUCUACGCUUGCAGCAGAGUGCCUUAUAUUGUGCAUGUCUAAUCUCGGCGACGACGUCGCACGCUACGUGAUCACCAAGUCUAACAUGUGUUCCAGCGUGAUUCUUCACCUAGUCAAGCUCUACUGUGCCAUACCUCACACCUUGAAAGCGGCCGACAUUGAUGAAGCAGUGACUUCUUGGAGCGCCGACGCUGUUACUUCCAGUGGUUCAACGGACCACCAAGUUCUCGCCCCUGGAAAGCGGAAACUUCUUUGCUUCUUUAAGUGGCUUGGCUUCACGGACACCUUGGUUGAACUGUCAAACGCCAUUGUAGGUGCCGAGCUCAGCAAGACAUUCUUGGAAAGCUUCCUACAGGGUCCCCUACUCGACGACUUCACCAAAGCCGAGUCCGAAGAGAGCUUCCUUUUCAUCACUUCACUAGUCACCACUUGCUUGCGCAAUCUUAAUUCGAAAGACUUGGUCGUCACCGUGGGAAGCUUCUUGUUAGGCAACCAGAAGGGAUCCAGUGCUUCACCAAAGGACAUGCUGUUGGAGCGUGGCCGUGAUCCUAACGCUUCUCCCCAGCUUGUGCUUACCACCCUUCAGGCCUUUGAAGAGCUAUUGCAAAGGCCUUCGAAGGAGAUUCUAGAUAGCUUACUGCUUAGCCACCUGGUCAGCCGCAACUACCAAAGUGAUGCUGCUGCCGAAGCUUUCGAUUUCAGUGACGACGACCAAGAGGGAUUGUGCAAUCGUGUCGGUAAGGCAAACAUGAGCGACUUCGAAAUCUCGCCCGGAUCAUCGCCAGUUAGCCGCACGUUUGCACCUGCACAGAUUCAUCGCAUUCUCAAUUGUUUCCUAAUGCUCUUACCCGAUGAAAUAAAGUCGUGCGAGGAGACCGACUCUGGCUACGAUGCGUACAUAUCCGACGCACACCGGCAGUAUCAGGACAUGCUUGCAGUCACCGACGGUUGGGAGUGGCCGAGCGAGCCAGUGAGAGAGGAACUGCCAAGUGCCGAAGAUGACCAGAGCUCGGAUUCGCAGCCCGAGGCCGACAGCCUCCACCACGGCUUCUAUGAAGGUCCCUUUCUGUCCAUGCUACUGGACCGAAUUGAAAACAUGCACAGACAGCCGUACGACGUGAACCUGCUGGUGACCUCCCUCAUCUCGCGGCUGGCCCUGUUUGCACAUCCGAACCUUCACGAGUACCUGUUGAACCCACUGCUGCCUUUGGCUCCCGGGGCGAGAUCGUUGUUCACCGCCCUCCUCAAGGUUGUGGAAGAGAUUCAGGUGGCAGUUCAUGGCAUGGAAAACCUUAAGCGCAAGCUCAUGCUGACACGCAACGCACUUCUCAACGACAGUGGCGACGACUGCGCGCUGGGAGCUGAAUCCGGUGUCUUGGAAGCCAUCAUCGUCCUUGAGGAGUUCUGCAAAGAGCUUGCAGCUGUGGCCUUUGUCAAGUACCAUGCAGCUGCCUAAGUGGCUGGACUGUGGCUUUUGCUCGGUGUAAAAUGGACAAAGAAAGAAUGCCGCAUGAAAAGACAAAAUGUGCAUGAACUUCAAAGAAGGUUUACAUGUUGAUGAUUGAGCCAUGGCUCAAUCUUCGAUGAAACACUUCAGCACUGUGCUUUUUUUCUUUUAAUUUUUUAACUUUUGUGUCACCAGUCAACGAAAGCUGUAGCGAAAGCAUUUACCAUUAAGUAGCUCGAAUAUGUUCGUGACAGUCUUGCUACUCUCGGCAAGUUUUUAAGUUUGCCAGAACUGCAGCACAGCAAAGCAUUAUUUUUCACUGACUGUUGGCGCUGAUGUCAUUUUUAGCUUAAAAGAUUUUUGCAAAAGUAGCAAGGUACCUUCAGUGGCACCUUGAGCAUCUGCAUAUACAACAUAGUGAUGUAUUUCUCUAACGGAAGAUAGCAUUUCUUGUGCUCUUCAUUUUAUCGCAAUGGGAUAUUGUUGCACAGUGCAUAUAUUGUGCUGUCAUUUCGCACAAAAUGUACUGCAGUGUUGUGCCUUCGCAGGGCAUUUGUGAGAGUACUUUAUCCAGGAAAGCGCACAGGGUUUUCAGUGGCAUUGCAGUAUUUUCACUUGUACGACAGAACAGUUACUGGAGUAGACUGCAAUUCUACUGCAGUAGACUAACAUUAUGCGCGUUUAGUUUGCCGAUCUCGAACCCGGGUAUCGAGUAUUUUUUUAGUGAUUCUAGAGAGGGAAUAAAAAUUUUAUUUGGCUUUUAAAAGACAAGGAAGUGAAAAUGACUGAUGCAUGUCACCAUGAGCAUUUUUAAAGUGAUGUAACAAAAAAAGUCACUGUUGCUGUAAAAUAAAGCAAAAAUCGCCGGUUAAUCGUCAUAUUUUCAAAAAUCUACUGUCUGUCAGAUGUUUUUAACAUUUUAUGCUAUAUGAAAGUAUAUGCGACCCUCAUUUUUUGUUUGCCUCA
Rhipicephalus sanguineus (brown dog tick) is the source of this 3371-nucleotide messenger RNA. RefSeq names its product FHF complex subunit HOOK interacting protein 2A. The record is from RefSeq and is a predicted model, not a curated record. NCBI's taxonomy places the organism in Eukaryota, Metazoa, Arthropoda, Arachnida, Ixodida, Ixodidae. Bases 297 to 2414 code for a protein of 705 amino acids. The transcript has 2 exons.